AUGGCCCCUCCUACUCCCACUCCCAACACCUUUGCCGCCAUGAGGAACUUCGGCGGUAUGGUGUCAUCUGCCCUUUCCUUCGGCGACGGAUCUCGCCAAGUCUCCUCCCUCGGGCUCGGUACUCCCUCUAUGAGAGAGCCUUCCGGCACUGCCUCUCCUCCCUGCUCUGCUUCUCCUGUCGCCGCUUCUCCUGUUGCCGCUUCUCCUGUUGCCUCUUCUCCCGUCGCCAUCGCUGGUCCUCCCGGAGGGUAUCCUCCUUUCUCCAUCCCUCGCCGUAGGACGCCGACCUUCCGUCCCGAUUCAGACUACAAUGAUGUUCAUUCUGACGAUGAUGAUCCUGAUGAGGGUAGGGCUGUGGUUGAGGAGGAAGGCAGGUUAGAAGAAUACUCGGAUGAUGAUACGAGGGAGGUGGUUAGUGUAGAGGACGGAGAGGUAGAUGGUCCUGAGUCCGUUCCCGUCCUUCCCCCUGCCCAAGUUGUGGGCCAAAAACGUCCCCGUUCUCUCUCCUCUUCUUCUUCUUGUUCUUCUUCCUCUUCUGGGGUUCUCCCCCCCCCCGCCAACGCCAUUGCCGCCGCGGCUGCUGCCGCUGCCCGUCCUGUCGCCGCCGCUCGACCUGCUGCUGCCGCCGCCGUCGCUGCUCCCCUCCCUUCUCCCCGAGGGGAGCCUUCGCCCAAACGGGUGAACAGAUCAUUGCGGGAAGAAGAGUACUUGUGGGAGAAGGUGAAGUCUGAGCCUGGACGUUGGGUAGUGCUUGGUGUCGAUGAAGCGUGUGAUCGUUGCCAUCGCCGUCCUUCUGCUCCUCCAACCACCCCGGCGACCGCUCCUGUCACCCCACCCUCUGCUCCCAAGAAGACACCAAAGUCUUCGUUAAAGAAAUCAAAAGGGAAAGGGAAAGAGAAGGGGGUCACCUUCAAUGAUGGUGCUGUGGGAGAUGAAAGUACUCACCGUGCUGGUCCCUCUGCUCCUCGGUUGUCCUUCUUCCAUCCUCAAAUCUCCCUGGACGUUUGUAUCCCGGAGGAUGAAAAGGAGUUUGCUACCUAUUGCUCUCUCGUUCUCGGCCUCACCACUCAGCUCGAGGCCGCCCGACAUGACACAGCUCUGUUGCUUGACUUCUCUACUCGUCAGGCUAAUGCUUUGAAUAACCUUACUGCGGCGUUAGUAGAUGUAGUCAACAUUGGGGAUGUAAACAAAGAAGCAAGGACGAGCCGAUGUUUGCCAAAGACUUUACGACACCCCCCUCCUCGUCAAUCCUAUGGCGUAUGA
Messenger RNA from Tremella mesenterica DSM 1558, 1263 nucleotides. RefSeq lists its product as uncharacterized. Bases 1 to 1263 code for a protein of 420 amino acids. The record is from RefSeq and is a predicted model, not a curated record. The transcript has 6 exons. NCBI's taxonomy places the organism in Eukaryota, Fungi, Basidiomycota, Tremellomycetes, Tremellales, Tremellaceae.